This is a messenger RNA of Ziziphus jujuba (common jujube), 1321 nucleotides long. Its product is annotated as ankyrin repeat-containing protein NPR4. The record is from RefSeq and is a predicted model, not a curated record. The transcript has 4 exons. NCBI's taxonomy places the organism in Eukaryota, Viridiplantae, Streptophyta, Magnoliopsida, Rosales, Rhamnaceae. Bases 69 to 1295 code for a protein of 408 amino acids.
ACAAAACCAAUAAUAUUCAAUAUUGGGAAGAAGAAGAACAAGCUGAGCUGUUCACCACUUGUAUCGGCAUGGGUUUAUAUGAUUUGGCUAUAGACAUGCUAAAGAGCAACCCAGGACUAGCUAAGGUUAGAAACAAAUAUGAUGAAACAGGAUUGACUGUGUUAGCACGAACACCUCUAACUUUUGUUGGUAAUGAUGAGAGUCAAUCAGCUGGACUACUCAAGAGUUUUCUUAAUUUAUCAUGUUUAAAGCUGCCGCAUUUAGGAAAAUCAAGGCAGUAUUCUCAAGCGUUAGACUUAGUCAAAAUGCUUUGUGAUUAUUGCUUGAAUAAUUCUGAUGAAGAGAACCAAAGCUCAACUGCGGAAGUUGCAAAUCUACUAUUUGAUGCGGCUGAAGCAGGGAAUGUGGAUAUUUUAAUCAAACUAAUGCACUUCAACCCUGACCUACUGUGGGUCAAAGAUACUGAAAGAGGAACUAUCUUUCACGUGGCGGUUGAGAAUCGUCACGAGGACAUAUUCAAUUUGCUAUUUGAGUUGGGUGCAAUUAAGGAUUUUAUUGCAAAACAUAUUCCUAGCAAUGACAAUAACUUGCUUCAUUUUGCUGCAAAAUUACCACCUCAAAAGAAGCUCAACACUGUAAGCGGUGCAGCUCUUCAGAUGCACCGAGAGCUUUUGUGGUACAAGGAAGUAGAAAAGAUUGUACCAACUCCAUACAGAGACUUGCCUAAUUCAAAAGGAGAAACCCCACGUGCUUUAUUUGAAAAAGAACAUAAAGAAUUGAAAGCGAAAGGUGAGAAGUGGAUGAAGGACAUAGCAGCUUCAUCUAUGUUGGUUGCUACACUUGUUGCGACAGUAAUGUUCACAGCCGCAAUUAGUGUCCCUGGUGGAUUCAAUACCGAUAAUGGAGUUCCAAUUCUUCUAGAUAAAAAGCCUAAGCUAUUUCUGAUUUUCACAAUAUCAGAUACAGUAGGGCUAUUCUCCUCCACAGCUUCUACUCUGAUAUUCUUGUCCAUCCAUACCUCUCGCUAUGCUGAUGAUGAUUUCCUUAAGUUCGUACCAUUUAUGUUGAUGUUCGGAGUUACUACGCUUUUCAUAGCCCUAACAGCCAUGACGAUCACUUUUUCUGCCACCUUUCUUCUUUAUUAUCAUCACCAUGGAUUUGCUUUCAUUUCUGUCAUUGUGGGUUCUGUUCCUCUUCUUUACCUUUUAUUAAUUUUUCCUCUUUUAGUUGAUCUUCUGCAUGCAAUUCGUGGUCCUAGGUUUCUGUUUAAGCCAGGAAAACAUCUAUUUCACUAGCUAGUAAUUGUCUACUUAUCAUGAUA